Argiope bruennichi is the source of this 783-nucleotide messenger RNA. RefSeq lists its product as uncharacterized. NCBI's taxonomy places the organism in Eukaryota, Metazoa, Arthropoda, Arachnida, Araneae, Araneidae. The transcript is spliced from 2 exons. The record is from RefSeq and is a predicted model, not a curated record. The coding region runs from base 159 to 722 and encodes 187 amino acids.
UUACAGAAAAUGAGACAGAUAUUUUCAAGGCGAGGUAUCUGUUGAUUUCGAUUUUUGGAUGAAAACGCGCUUUAUAAGUUGAAACGAAAUACCAGGCCCUCAUAAAUUUCAUAUUUUUGGAACUCAGAGUUUGCUUAUGGUAUACUGAAUAUUUUAAGAUGUACAACUCUAGAUCAAAACUUCUCAUCCUGUUGCUGGUAAUCCUUCUGAUAGUUCCUGCUGUUUAUUGUUUUUCCCUUUUCUCUCUGGUCGACGAAGGUCAAAAUGGAGCAACACAAACUACUGUUACUGACAUGACUCCAACAACUAAAAUGAAUGACAUCGCAACAGAUUCUUCCCUAGAUGAUGACACCGCAAGUGAUUCUAAUGAAAAUGAAGAUGUCUCAACAGAAGGUUCUAUGACAGGUGAUGAUGACACCACAAAAAGUCCCGCCGCAAAUGACGAUUCGAUUUCAUGGCCAGUCAUCAUGAUUGUGGAAGAUCACAGUAGUCUAAUAAAUGCCAAGUCAGAGUCUGAUUCACGUCGAGUGGAUUCGAGCAACAAGUGGUUAGUCAUAAACAAGAGAACAAGCAUUAGGAAAGUUGAAGAAGAUGCUCAUGAAUUUGGAAAAAAUAGAAAAGUUCUCAAUGAAGAUAAAACCGAGGAGCUGCGCGUGUAUCGAGACAAUUUCCAUACAGUUGUUAAAAAUGGAAUUGAUCUUACCAAUAUAUUAAGACUGUAAAAAUAUUCUUACCUUUGUGGAAUAUAUAUAAUGGCUAUGAAUAAAUACUAUAUUACUUUUU